This is a messenger RNA of Maudiozyma saulgeensis, 918 nucleotides long. The record is from the annotation of a GenBank genome assembly. NCBI's taxonomy places the organism in Eukaryota, Fungi, Ascomycota, Saccharomycetes, Saccharomycetales, Saccharomycetaceae.
AUGUCAUCUAUUGAGAAAUUUAUUAGUAAACCACCUCUCAUUGUCUAUUCAUCACUAGCACAACUGCGGUACUUAGUUCUUAGCGAGGGGAUACCUGCCACAGGAGAUAAACGUGAACAGCGACUUAGAGCUUACAUAUGGUCAAUCCUCUCUAGGACAUCCAUGGAACAUUCUACAAGCGUAUACGUUACGUUGGUCAACCAGGGACCGCCAUCAUCAACCAUAUACAAAAAAAUCAAGAAUGACACUGGUAGAACUUUUCAAACAAACACCAAAUUCAAAGAUAUUGUCCCAGAGGAUGCACUGACACGAUGUCUCUCCUGUUUUGCAUGGCAAACCCAACAUUUAUACGAGGAGGAUAAGUCGAAGAAGAACAUCAGCACGUAUGUACAAGGUAUGAACGUAUUAUUAGCACCUUUAUUGUAUUCUUGUCCCAGUGAACCUAUAGCAUUCCAAUUAUUUUCAAACCUUUGUUAUUCCCAAAUACCGACAUAUAUUACACCGAAUCUAACAGGUGUGAGGAAUGGUGCUAAGUUAUUAGAUCUCUGCCUUAAGAUUAUUGAUCCCAAACUGAGUAAAUUUUUAAAUGAUAAUUUAUUGACUGCAGAAAUAUAUGGGAUGCCAUCGAUCUUGACGUUAUCCGGAUGUAACAAACCACUGGAUCAUGUCUGUCGUCUUUGGGAUUUCAUGUUUGCAUAUGGGUUCCACAUGAAUAUCUUAUUUAUUGUGGCGAUGUUAGUUACCAUUAGAAAUAGAAUACUUCGUUCAGAUUCACCAAUGAAUUUAAUGAAGGAUCUACCUGAAUUUGAUUCAGAUGAAAUCAUAAAAUUAGGUGUUGGAUUUCUCCCGAAGAUUCCAUCAAAGACAUACAGCCUGUUAGUAAGGCAUUUGACGGAUCCUGAUCUUUUUAUAUAUUAG